Molecule: messenger RNA, 264 nt
Organism: Parnassius mnemosyne (clouded apollo)
Lineage: Eukaryota; Metazoa; Arthropoda; Insecta; Lepidoptera; Papilionidae
Source: the annotation of a GenBank genome assembly
AUGAACAAAUUCCUUAUUGUUCUUCUGGCUAUUUGCCUUGUCAGCGUACAUGCCUUUGUAAAACGGGACACUGAACCAGUGGCAAGUGAGAUCUCGUGGGAGAAAAUUCAGAAAGAUUUUCAAGACAUGGCUAAGACCAUUAAUGAGAAAGUCAAGGAAACAUUCGACCCCGAGCAAGUGAAGAAAAGUUUUAACGAUGCUGUUGAUAAUCUUCAUAAGGCGAUUGAGGACCUGAAAGCUAAAACCGAGGCUCCUAAGAAUUAA